This is a messenger RNA of Microstroma glucosiphilum, 3149 nucleotides long. RefSeq lists its product as hypothetical. Lineage: Eukaryota; Fungi; Basidiomycota; Exobasidiomycetes; Microstromatales; Microstromataceae. Gene Ontology annotation, molecular function: actin binding. Bases 159 to 3083 code for a protein of 974 amino acids. The record is from RefSeq and is a predicted model, not a curated record. The transcript has 2 exons. Gene Ontology annotation, biological process: actin cytoskeleton organization.
GCACACGCACACACACUCCUUCCCUCCCUCGCUCCCUCGCUACCCUUUCCACGAAGAAGUGGACAGCAUCAAGGGUCGAGGGCUGCUUCCAUCUCCUCGCCUCUCCAGGACUGGGUCACCUCUGAUCCACCCUUCUUCCAGGGCUGGGUCCAGUCCAGAUGGCGGCUGCUUCACUCGCUCUGCAGUGGUCUCCACCACCGAGCUCACCCCUCUUUGAUGAGCAUCAGCAACAACAGCACCAACAAGGCUCCCGGUCUUCUCCCAGCAUAACCACAUUGUCAUCGCCCAGCUCACAACAGCGGCCCGCAUUGUCGUCCCCUCGACCUUCCUCGGGACGACCCUCCAGCGGUAGUACACCAGGAGCAGGCGGCUCCAGUGUCCUCGCAGGUAGUGGUGCUGGUGGCCCAUCUGGCUCCUACUUCUCCAACCUGCCACCAUCGGCUUCAAGCAGAAACCUUGCCGCCGCUUCAUCGCCCAGCGCUACCUCACGGACACCUUCCCCAAGACCAAGUACCUACGCUGCAGCUGCAUCUUCACCCCCCAUUCCUCAGCAGCAGAGAAAUCCCCCUCAGCCUGUCCCGAGCCCUUCUGCCCACCCCCACUAUCACCAUCACCACCAGCAUCAGCAGCAUCCCAAUUUCUCUCCUCAGCCUAGACCCUAUCAAGGUCAACAGCAGUACUUUGCUCAGCAUGAGCAGCAGCAGCAUCAACAACAACGAACACCCAGCACAGACUCUCACGAGUCGUCUUCAAGUCGUCGAGACCAAUCUGCUCCAGUCGGUGCUACGGAGAACGGUUCUCGCAUUGCAGCACCAGCGUCUCGAUCGGAGAGCACUCGAUCCACUUCCUCUGGCCUUGGGACAGGACCAAAUGGCUCAGAUAGCUCUCUACCUCACUCUCGGCAAGAUUCCACUUCGUCGCAGAACUCGUCAGUCUACUCCAGCGCAGCUGUCAGCGACAAGGCUUCUACCGUAGGUGGUCGAUCGACACCAACUCCGGCAUCGGCAUACAAGAAGCCAUCGCCGCUGUCCAGACAGCCCGUGCCUGAACGUGAGGAUGACAACGAGACAAACGCCAGCUACGGAGGUAGUGAUCGCGACGAGAGCCUGAUCAAUGGCCGCGCUACUCCUACACCUACCACCGAGAAGAAAAAGGGCUUCAGUGGCAAGCUACGCAAGGCUCUGAGUCUCAGUGCUGUCAAUGAGCUGCAGCAGCAGCAAGCCAACAACGCCUCUGUCGGCUCGCGUCCUUCUGCUGCGCCCAGCGGCCGAGAGAUGCCCACGUCCAUGUCCAGCGCACGAAUGGUCAGUGGCCCUUCGACGUCAUCCACUAUCGCCAGACCACCGUCGCCCACUCGCUCCGAAUUCGGUGCUGCCGCCUCGUCUGCAGCAUCAAUCAGCUCUCGACGUGGACCAAGGCCACCGGUGUCCAACUCUGCUGGAGCUGCUACCUCGACCGAUGGCAGUGGCAAGCGAAGCCUCUUCAACCGCAAGUUCAACUCCUCGACGGACAACAUCUCCAUCUCGUCGACGGUGUCCAGCGCUUCCGUCAUGCUUCGCAAGGUCGGGAAUCUUGGAAAGAUGGCUCGUCGACACAGCCUCAUGGGCCUGACGAACAUGUUCAACAAGGACAAGGAGGGCGGACGAGAUGGUCUGCAAACUGACGAUUUUGGUACCCUCACACCGUCAGCUUCUGCUGCUACCAUCUCUGCGAACCCCAAGGCCUCUGCAGGAAUGAGCAGGAGUGCCAGUGGUAACGGCAAGUCCGAUCCGGCGGCCGCUUCGGUCUCGCACGCUACAGUCGAGCUGGACCCUAAUGUCGGCGAUGGCAGCAUGACGCCUGCUGCGCACUACGUACGACAGCAUCAGAUCCAGAUGCGACAGCAAGCCGAGGCUGAAGAAAAAGCCGCACGCGAAAGGCAGGAAGCCGAGGCUCGCGCUGCCGAAGCUGCUGCUGCCGCAAAGAGCAGGACUGUUCUCGGUGCCACACAGGGCAAGACCACGGACGAUGUGGUCGAGAGUAGGCAGAAGAUGAUCGAAAAGGAGAAGGAGAGGCUGAAGAGCAAGAGGACAUGGAGGAACCGGCUGAGGGUCGGUGGCUCAUCUGUGGAUCUUCAUGCCAGCGCAGCUCCUACUGGGCUCGAGACCAUUCCUGCUACGGAGCCAAAGGCAGGUACUGGUUCCGAUGCUAUCGCCGCACCGCCUCAAGACGUCUAUCCUACCAGCAUAUCGGCGCCCAGCAUGAGUUCUCACUUCCCACAGGACUCCAUCAGCCGAGGGGUAGGGGCCGAAAGCGCCUAUCUCGACAACGAUCAGGACCUGCUGCCUCCCCACAUGCCAGCUGCUGGCAGUGGUCACGGAGGGGAAGAAUCUGGCGACGAAUUCGAGACGGACAGUCUACGUCAUUGGGGCGAGGGCAUCGAGCGAUCGAGAGCGAGUGCAGCACUGGUCAAAGCUCCCAAGGGUAUCUUGAAGAAGAGUGCCUCUUCUUCACAGCUAAGCCGCUUUGCUGGGAAUGGAAGCGGUGGCGAUGGACCUGUGUCUGGCGCAUUCGAUCGACCCUGGACUCGUGUACGGGCAAGCUCGUACGAUGCACCCCAGGCUGCGCCAGCGCCGGGUGCUCCCAUGCUCUCUGCUCUGUCCACUACUUCGGAAGGCGUUGACCGCAUGGAUGGCGUUGCUCGCUCGCCUUCGCCGAAUGCAGAGGCUCAACGUCGCCCAGCGAGCAGCGGCGAAGAUGAUCGUCCAGCUCACUCGCCUCAACCUCCUAGUGUUCCAGCAUUCGGUCACCAUUCCAAUUCCUCGAUGCCAACAUUGACAAUGAUGACGAACCCCACCACGGGGGCGCUUCCCGCGCCCAGCCACCGUCCUUCGAUGCAGAAGAAGAGGAUCUGCUUUACCGAGGAACACAUCUACCACUCUACCUGGCCUGCCCAUGUUUAUGACCGGCGGGGAGAGCUGGCGACGUGCAAUAGACUGACGCCACUGCUGGCGCAGAGGAUCAAGGAGGAGCUGAACUCUUUCAAGAUGGAGGAGAUGGAGGUGGCGCCUAGCAGUCGCAUCUACACUCACUUCUUCGUGUAGGUCGAAAGGAGAUGUCAAGUAGGGCAAGCAAGCAGGCAGCAAGAUCGAUAGACGAGCAGACGGCCA